CGGGCUUGAUGCCAUCUAGGGAUUCUCCAGAUUCUCAGUGAGAAAAAAGACGAACAGGACAACCGCUCGGAAGCAUUACGAUACACGACUUGGAAAACUAGGUAUACAGCGAGCAAUACAGACAGACAGUACGACUACAAACACCAUGGCCUCCUCACCCUACUCUCUCGCCAGCACCAUCAAGGUCGGGGCCAUCUCGAUGCCGCGCAUCCACCUGGGUGUCUACAUGACCUCGGGCAACGAGACGUCGUCGGCCGUCGCCAUGGCGCUCGACGCUGGAUACCGAGCCAUCGACUCGGCCGAGAUGUACAGGAAUGAGAGGGAGGUGGGGUCCGCGAUCCGGAAAUACCUUGCCUCUUCCCAGCUCCAGAGGAGCGAUAUCUGGUUUACGACCAAGCUGGCUAAUAACACGAGUUACGAUGCGACGAGGAAGGCGAUUAAGGAGAGUAUUAGGAAGAGCGGGAUGGAAUACCUGGAUCUGUACCUGAUUCACAGUCCGUAUGGCGGGCGGGAGAAGCGGCUGGAGUGCUGGAAGGCGGUGGAGGAUGCAAUUAAGGAGGGGGAGGUGCGGGUUGGGGGGGUCUCGAACUUUGGGGUGCGGCAUCUACAAGAACUCCUCGACUCCAAACCACGGGUGUUGCCGGCAAUCAACCAGAUCGAAGUGCAUCCCUUCAACACGCAGACGGACAUCACGUCGUUCUGCGCCAAGCAUGGCAUCGUGAUCGAGGCCUACGCACCCCUCGCCCGCGCGCUGCGGUUCAAGCAUCCAACCAUCGUGAAGCUGUCCAAGAAGUACGAGUGCACGCCGGCACAGCUGAUGGUGCGGUGGUCGCUGCAGCAUGGCUAUGUGCCGCUGCCCAAGAGCGUGACGAAGGAGAGGAUCAUCGCCAAUGGACACGUGGAACACAUCGAGAUCUCGGCGGAGGACAUGAAGACGAUGGAUGGGCUGGACGAGCACCUGGUGACGGAUUGGGAUCCGACUGAUGCGCCUUGAGGGGGGAAAAGGGGGAAAGGAAGG
Messenger RNA from Amorphotheca resinae ATCC 22711, 1018 nucleotides. RefSeq lists its product as hypothetical. Bases 146 to 994 code for a protein of 282 amino acids. Gene Ontology annotation, molecular function: oxidoreductase activity. The transcript has 2 exons. Lineage: Eukaryota; Fungi; Ascomycota; Leotiomycetes; Helotiales; Amorphothecaceae. The record is from RefSeq and is a predicted model, not a curated record.